AUGCAACUUGCUUCAACCGGAAUAAGUUUAACUCUAUUAAACUUAACAAUUUUUAUCUCCCUUAUAAAAACAAGCUUAACGACUAAUGUAAUUAAAGUAGCUCAUUUACAGCCUAAUAAUCCAAAUAUAAUAAACGAGGUGAUUACAAUGGAAUCUUGUAAUCGUCUAAGUGGAGUAGAGCACGCCGCUUUCCUUCAUUAUAUGCGAAAUGCUAGUGUUUACUUCGGUCCUGGAUGCAAUAACGUUCCAAUUAUUGCUCACCUCUCUGGAGAUGACGCUCUUUCUGACCGGACGGGUGAAUUUGAAUAG
This is a messenger RNA of Meloidogyne enterolobii, 309 nucleotides long. The record is from the annotation of a GenBank genome assembly. NCBI's taxonomy places the organism in Eukaryota, Metazoa, Nematoda, Chromadorea, Rhabditida, Meloidogynidae.